CUUGUCGAGGUCAUUUCCCUACCGCCGGACGUAACUAUUCGCAGUGGCAGAUUCGUGGGCGAAAAGGCCCGGGAAAUACGAUCCGGAGAGGGCCCCGGGUAAAUGAAUUCUCCCAGACACACGGGGUUGAAAAGGGAACACGUAUUUAAAUCAAAGUCGUGGGGCUCAGGUGAUGAUAUUUCCCCCGCGCUCACACGGAAGUCCCCUUUCAUCUCCCCUAUUUGUUCAAGAUCAGCUGAUUCGACACAAGCCCUUGGGGCGGGAAGAUGCUCCCGCCUCAAAAGAAGCGCAAAGUUAAGAAAAUCGAGGCGUGAGUAGAAUGCAAGAGGCCGCGUCCUGAAUUAGGGGUAGGGGAGACUCGCAAAAGGAGGAAGCAAAACAGUUUGUCCGUUGCGUCCCCCCCGGAGGGUGGAAAGUGCUGGAGCGAACGAAAGUGGAAGAUGCUGGACUGUUCCCGGGAGCCGAUCUGUUCAGUGCCCACUGCUUUGAAUCAUAGGAGUGAGAUUUUCUUGCUGCAACACAGAAUCAAGCAAGAAGAUAUGGUCAUUUCCUUUUUGGAAAUUCUUGCACCAGUUAACUAGGAGAAAAAAAAUCAAUAAUUUUGUUUUGAGAGUAAUUUAGACAUAUAUACGUUUGGGACAUAGCCUAUAUCCCUUUUAUAACACUAUUUGCAUGUUGAAAUGGUGAAUUUUGAAAUAAUUGAAUGCCUAGGAAUUCUGAAAUUUCCUUAAGUACUUGAGUUUGGAAAUGGUUCUAAUAUAAAUUUAGGACUAUGUCUUUAAUUGUUUACAACUCAGGUUAACUCUCAGAAUGAACCAGCAAUCUUUAUAUGUGAAACCUUUUCGAUUUUAUUGUGGUAUAAGAACUACUGCGGGUUUUUCUUUUUUUAGGAGAAAACUACUGCAGGUUUUUCUUUGAAGCAGAGUUUGUGUUUUUUCAAGCUCAGUGAAUUUGACACACCACUCAUUUUUUAAAGCUUUAAGCUUUCUCAGUAUUUAAUUUUUUCUUAUUUUUAAAAAGAUAAUACUUGCAAUUACAAUAAUUUUAUAUCAAAGCUUGCACUCCCAAUUCAUUUAGGUUUAGUAUUGUUUUAAUGAUACUGCUGCUUUAUCAUGUCAGAAGAAAACUUAUUGGAAGAAGAUAUCUGGGAAUAUAAAUCCAUAAGAAAAUCAAAAUUAGGAAAUUCACUUGUUUUUAACCCUGUUCAAAAGGCAACAGAUGAUAAAUGCAAGUCAAAAAGACAUGAAAGUAAAAACAAAAGGACUGUGAAAGUUAAAGAAAAAUCUAAGGAUGAUGGAUUGUAUUUAGGAGAAAGAGGUUCUCAGACACUUGUAUCUGAACCUAAUCUAAAAAGUGGUGAUGAUAUUCAGCUGUCCCAGGGUAAGGUAACUACAAAAGCAAAACUUGGAAAGACAAAUAACAAAAAACUAACCCCAACAAAGCAGCAUCCAGUUUACAGUGGAUACUGCCCAAGCUGCCAAAUGCCUUUUUCCUUAUUGCUGGGUCAAACCCCUCGGUGGCACGUUUCUGAAUGUUUGGAUGCUCCACAGUCCCCAGAAAGAGAGUGUCCUGAUGGUCUUCUCUGUACUUCUACUAUUCCUUCUCAUUACACACGCUAUGCCCAUUUCCUCCUAGCUCAAAGUAGAGCAGGGAAUGGUCUUUUUAGCUCUCCAACUUCUGUGUCAAGCAGCAAGCUCCUUGAUUCCAGUGAUACUAAAUCAGGCUUCCUCUGUAGCCUUGAGGAAAGAUGGACUCGGUGUCAGAAACAAGCAGGGAAUGCAAAAAAUGUUUCAAAUGAUCCCUUGUUGAUAACACUGAAUCCAAGAAAAUUUCAAUCUCCAAAUGAAACCAAUAAAAAGAUUUCAUUUUCCACAAACAUCUCAAAACCCCAACAGACUAUGCAGAUCACAGAAUUUGUUGAUAAUGACAAACUUGAGAGCUCUGGUUUGCCUCUUGCUGAUGGAGAAUUAGACAGACAGAACAGCUCAGAACAUUCGAACCUUCCACUGCCAGAAGCUGAUCUCAGUGACUGUGAAAUCUCCUAUUCUCCUCUCCAAAGUGAUGAAGAAACUUAUGAUAUAGAGGAGCAGCUAGAAGAUUCGCAAAAGGAACUGUUUAUGGCUGGAAACUCUGAAAAUUACAGCACAGACGACGAGGAUGACAGCUGUAUCUUGUUUAGAAGACUUUGUGGAACCUUACAGGAGGAGUAUAAACCUGACUGCAGGAAAAUGAACAUAAACCAGAAUGAAUGUGAUGAAGAAUUGAAUGUUGCCUGCAGUUUAAGUGAUUUGUCUAAACCUGUUUCCCAAAAUGAGAGGAUCAAGUCUUGUGAGCCAGCAUGUGCCACUAAUCAUUUCAAAUGCUUUCCAACUUCUUUAGCUGGGGAGCUGAAUUCUACUAAUUAUCAAGUCAAGAAAGAGGCCCCUGAUGAGCCAAAAUUGUUCUCAUCCCAAUCAAGUAGAGGGAGUGUAUCUACUGAAGAAUCAGCUGAUUGCAAUUGGGCUUCUCAACAAUUACUUAACGGUGAAAUGUCAAAGUCCUUGGAAAGCAAGGAAGAAAAGACUUUUUCUCCUCAGUCAACUCAAAGUGAAAUUAUAGAAGUAUCAAACAGAUCCUUUUAUGGUAAAAGGAAUAGUUAUAUGAUAAAUUUCCACAGGGAAGCAUUGGAUAAUAAGCCAGGUACUAAGGCUUCAGUUUUAGACAUGGAAGUUUUACCUAAUAAAACUCUUCCCCAUAUGUCUACAGAGAUAUUGCUGCCAGGUACUCCCAACACAAGACCAUCUUCUACUAAAGUAUUAAAACAAAUGGAUAUAGGUGUGUUUUUUGGGUUACCACCAAAAGCAAAGGAAGAGAAAACACCAGAGAAAAGUCCUUUGAAAAGAACAAAAAAUGCAAGUCCUAAUGAAAAGCGGUCAGGACAGAGCAAAAGGAAAAGGGAAGGCUCUCUGGGUGAUUUGGAACUUGAAAUACACAACUUAAAUAGAACUAAAACCUCUGUGGAAUCAUCCUGCGAAGGGUCACAAAGAAGAAAAAGGUUUAGAAAGGCAGCUAUAAUAGAAAAAAAGAGACAAUUGAAAGAAACUGAUGAGCUCAUCAAUAAGAGAGAAGUAGUGACAAAUAAAGUAGCUAGAGGUGGAUCACAGAGGUGGAGAACAAGGUUGCAAGAUUCAUUUUGUACCGGAGGAGGAAUGCGGGAAAAGAAAUGCCCCUUCUAUAAGAAAAUACCAGGAACUAGCUUUACAGUUGAUGCCUUUCAAUAUGGAGAAAUAGAGGGUUGCACAGCCUAUUUUCUCACACAUUUUCAUUCCGACCAUUACGCUGGCUUGUCAAAAAAAUGUACAUUUCCAGUUUAUUGUAGUAAGAUAACAAGCAAUUUGGUAAAGAGUAAGCUUUGUGUGCAAGAACAAUACCUCCAUCCCCUGCCAAUGGACACUGUGUGUAUAAUAAAUGGUAUCAAAGUUGUUUUGCUUGAUGCUAAUCAUUGUCCAGGUGCUGUUAUGAUCCUUUUUUAUCUUCCAAAUGGAACUGUUACAUUGCAUACUGGAGAUUUCAGAGCAGAUCCUUCCAUGGAACGCUAUUCUCUUCUCGCCAACCAGAAAGUCCACACACUUUACUUAGACACAACAUAUUGCAGCCCAGAAUAUACUUUUCCUUCUCAGCAAGAAGUUAUCCAGUUUGCUAUCAACAUUGCCUUUGAGACUGUAACCCUAUCCCCACGUACUCUUGUUGUCUGCGGUACUUAUUCUAUUGGAAAAGAAAAAUUAUUCCUAGCAAUUGCUGAUGUUUUAGGUUCCAAAGUGAGCAUGUCCCAGGAAAAAUUCAAAACACUACAGUGCUUAGAGCUUCAAGAAGUUAAUUCUCUCAUUACUACAGACUGGAGCAGUGCAUUAGUACACCUUCUUCCCAUGAUGCAAGUUAAUUUUAAGGGUUUGCAGAACCAUUUGAACAAGUGUCGUGGGAAAUAUGAUCGCAUUUUGGCUUUCCGACCUACGGGGUGGACACAUUCUGAGAAGUUUGCCUCUGUAACAGAUAUUGUUCCCCAAACCAAAGGAAAUAUUUCAAUAUAUGGAAUCCCUUACAGUGAGCAUAGCAGUUACCUGGAAAUGAAGCGCUUUGUCCAGUGGCUCAAGCCACAGAAAAUCAUAUCUACAGUAAAUGUUGGUUCCUGGAAAUCCAGGAAUACAAUGGAGAAAUAUUUUAAUGAAUGGAAGCAUGAAGCUGGCUAUUGAUUAAAAGACUGAAAAAUGACAUUAA
Messenger RNA from Dromiciops gliroides (monito del monte), 4254 nucleotides. It is a transcript of the gene DCLRE1A, whose product is annotated as DNA cross-link repair 1A. Lineage: Eukaryota; Metazoa; Chordata; Mammalia; Microbiotheria; Microbiotheriidae. The record is from RefSeq and is a predicted model, not a curated record. Bases 1113 to 4229 code for a protein of 1038 amino acids. Gene Ontology annotation, biological process: interstrand cross-link repair; protection from non-homologous end joining at telomere; double-strand break repair via nonhomologous end joining. The transcript is spliced from 10 exons. Gene Ontology annotation, molecular function: 5'-3' DNA exonuclease activity; damaged DNA binding.